GCGGGAGGACCGAAGAGCUGCCUAUCCGACCACCACCACUCGCUUGUCACUUGGCCACUGACCAGUAGUCCCGCUCCACAGUCCACACACGCACAGAGAGAUGGGCAACGCCGGGUGGAGGCGCUCCAAGAACGACGUCGUCACCGAGGCGGCGGCUCUCGCGGCGUCGAGGCGCGCGGUCGUCAUCACGGCGCGCAAGCAGCGGCGGGACGACGUUGAGAAGGAGGAGGAGGAGGAGGAACAAAGGACGCGUGCGGGGCGACGUCGUGCUCGUGCAGGAGGCGUCCCGCCGGCGGGCGACGCUGCCCCGGGCGCCGCCGGCUCGGUGGUGACGGUGAAGGUCGUGAUGAGGAGGAAGGACGCGGAGGCGCUGGCGGCGAGGCUGAAGGCGCAGGGAGCGCGGGCGCGCAAGGCCAGGAUGGCGGAGCUCAAGGGCGCGCUCCGGGCCGGCGGCAGCGCGCGCCCGGCGCCGUGCCGACACGUGUGCUGGAGCCCGCAGCUCGCGCCGAUAAACGAGAAGUAGCUUUAGUGCACACAGGUGGUGUGACACGACUAGUUUGAGUGCUCGAGCCUGGAGAUUGCUUUGGAAGUUUGCUCGCUCGUGUCCUAGCCUAGACUCCUAGUUGCCGUUUCAGUUGAGGAGUGAGUGUGUGCAAGUGUGGUUUGUCACCCGUCCGUGUGUCUGUACAUGUAGUGGAAAGAGGUGGCCACUAGUUUGUCAGAUCACCGUAUAUGUUGUCUACCUUCAGUAUGUUCUUCUCA
Molecule: messenger RNA, 762 nt
Organism: Panicum virgatum (switchgrass)
Lineage: Eukaryota; Viridiplantae; Streptophyta; Magnoliopsida; Poales; Poaceae
Exons: 1
Coding region: 101-523 (140 amino acids)
Source: RefSeq, a predicted model, not a curated record